Messenger RNA from Lathyrus sativus (Indian pea), 1794 nucleotides. The record is from the annotation of a GenBank genome assembly. NCBI's taxonomy places the organism in Eukaryota, Viridiplantae, Streptophyta, Magnoliopsida, Fabales, Fabaceae.
AUGGCGGGAAGGUCUGACGCAGUAUCGAUCCACGUUCCUUACCAGAAUCUAAGGAAAGCUUCUCCCACCGCUGAGGUCGAACUCAUCGGCUUAGAUGAACCUCGUCACCGGAUCGAUCUCAAUUCGCCGCGCUCCGAUCAAACACCGCCGAAAAAUAACGCCUCCAUAGUUCACCUUGUUCUCAGUUGCACUGUCGCUGCCGGUGUUCAGUUUGGUUGGGCUUUGCAGCUUUCUCUUCUCACACCUUACAUUCAGACGUUGGGAAUAGGACAUGCGUUUUCUUCAUUUAUUUGGCUUUGUGGCCCCAUUACAGGUCUUGUGGUUCAACCCUGUGUUGGUAUUUGGAGUGAUAAAUGUACUUCAAAAUUUGGGAGAAGACGUCCAUUCAUUCUUGCAGGAUCUCUUAUGAUUUCCUUGGCUGUGAUACUGAUCGGGUUUUCUGCAGACAUUGGAUAUAUAUUAGGGGAUACAAAAGAGCAUUGCAGUACAUUUAAAGGGACUCGAACAAGGGCUGCUGUUGUAUUUAUUCUUGGGUUCUGGAUGCUGGACCUUGCCAACAACACAGUGCAGGGGCCAGCUAGAGCACUUUUGGCAGAUCUGUCGGGUCCUGAUCAACGCAAUGUAUCAAAUGCUGUCUUUUGCUCAUGGAUGGCAGUGGGAAACAUUCUAGGAUAUUCUUCUGGUGCUAGUGGAAAGUGGAACAAAUGGUUCCCUUUCUUAACAACUGAUGCUUGCUGCGAGGCCUGUGGCAAUCUUAAGGCAGCAUUUCUUGUUGCCGUGGUGUUUUUGACAUUAUGCACACUUGUAACCCUAUAUUUUGCUGAUGAAAUUCCCCUUACUACUGCAAGUCAACAUCACCGGUUAUCAGAUUCUGCUCCUUUAUUGGAUGAACAACAAAAUGACAUUGAAUUUUCUAAAUCAAAGCCUUUAUCUAUUAUAAAUGAGUCCAAUGGUGAGACAAGAGAGGAUCAUUCCGAGGAAGUUGUAAACCUGAAGCAUGAGAGUUUCAAUGCUGGGGAAGAUCAUAAUGAAAAUUUAAUGGACGGGCCUGGAGCAGUAUUGGUUAACUUGUUAACAAGUUUAAGGCAUUUGCCACCUGCUAUGCAUUCAGUGCUGGUUGUAAUGGCUCUCACUUGGUUGUCAUGGUUUCCCUUCUUUCUGUUUGAUACGGAUUGGAUGGGGAGAGAGGUUUAUCACGGGGAUCCAAAAGGAACUGCUACUGAAGUGGGUCUUUAUGAUCAAGGUGUUAGAGAAGGUGCAUUUGGUUUGCUAUUGAAUUCUGUUGUGCUUGGAAUCAGCUCUUUUUUAAUUGAACCAAUGUGUAAGUGGAUGGGUGCAAGAUCAGUAUGGGCAGUGAGCAAUUUUGUUGUCUUUGUUUGCAUGGCUGGCACUGCUAUCAUUAGUCUAAUUUCUGUCCACGAUUAUACUGGAGGAAUAGAACAUGCAAUUGGAGCAAGUGAUGGAAUCAAGGUUGCUUCCUUGGUUGUGUUUAUUCUGCUUGGAUUUCCACUCGCGAUUACCUACAGUGUCCCAUUUGCUGUUACAGCAGAGUUGACUGCUGAUUCAGGUGGUGGCCAAGGAUUGGCUAUAGGAGUUUUAAAUCUUGCAAUUGUUGCUCCACAGAUGAUUAUAUCCCUUGGUUCUGGUCCAUGGGAUGCUCUCUUUGGUGGUGGCAAUAUUCCUGCAUUUGUUUUGGCCUCCAUCUGUGCUCUCACCGGUGGCAUUGUUGCAUUUCUAAAACUGCCAAAUCUUUCUAGUAAUGCCUUCAAGUCAUCAGGAUUUCAUUUUGGCUAG